CGCUAACGUUACUAUAUUAAGAACACGAUUGUCAUGAAGAGCACGCGAUCUCCGCGGCGUGGUGUGCCGAAACCACGCGUCCUGCGCAGUCGUGACGGCCCUCGGCCCCAUACCUCAUCUAACCCAGACCCACAAUCGUCCGUCUUACCGGCGCUUCCCCACUCGCAGGCAGUUCCGCCAUUACCGCUCUCGACCGCUUUGGCCCAAAUGCCAUUGCCCCACACCGCACCGACCCCUUCUUCCCGCCACCAUCCCAAGCUGUCGGAGCGUCUUGUGCCUUGCUUGCGGCGCGCUUUCUCCAAACUGGACGGGGACGCCAAUCCUUUCUUGACGAAAGCAGACAUGUUGGAGCACAACCAAGUGCUCGCUGAAGCCCACGAUGCCGUGGAGCUGUCGUCGAGUGACAUUGACAUGCUCUUCCUCGUGUUUGACUCUUCGCGGCAAGGCACCAUCGACCGUCAUGUGGUGGUGCGACACCUAGACAAGAUGGAAACCGACCGCGAGUUCCACACCAAGGGCACAGCGCGACCAUGUCAUACUUCGCGCAAGCAAUGUGGAGCAGCAUACUCCAACAUGGGCAUGGCCGACCAGCAUCAAGUCCUCGGGCUCUCGGCGCCGCGACAGCAACCUGCCGUCAUUUAUAGCGAGCCACGGUUCACGCCGCAGGUGCCAUGCAAGCAAAGCCCCCGGUCGCUAGCCUGGUAGAACUAGUUGGAUUAGUUGGUUUUCAAAAAGAGAGUUGGUAGGGGGGCUAAAGUCAAGCGACUUUGGCGAUAAUUUAUUUAGUACUUUUAGUUUACGACGGUGGAUUUUCUACACACUAACUUAUUUGGUCUACUCACAAUACGCUCAUGCUGCGGCCCCUGCACUUGUCUGCAGCUUCCCACAACGCGUCGAUGGCAUCGUCGACCUCGAUCAAGAAGCCAGGCGACGACAUGUCCUGCACAGACUCCUUCACGCCUGCCACCAGCAUUUCCAGCUUGGACGGCAGGUUGCCGCACCCUUCCCGUUCCAUCACGGCCCCCACGUCGUACAACGUAAAGCCGUUCUCGACCCCUUUCUGCAGCAACUUGGUGCAGAUUUGCAUGGUCAGGACAGACGUUUCGGGCAGCCCAAUGGCGCGCAACGUUGCGGCAUCUUGGUCGAUGUCCAACGAGGCGACAUGCGCGGCGGCCUCAGGGCUCAGGGGGAACUUGGCUUGCGGCCAGUGCAGCCAUUCAAACGUGGCGGCGUCCAAGUGCUCCACCGAGGGCAGGCAUAGACCGUGAUCGAUGGGGACCAUGGCGUAUGCCGACGACAGAGGCGACGACGGCGUCUGCAGCAGGAUGUUGCCAGCAUGGCGAUCUGUGUUGAAGAGGCGGAGGUCCAAGAUGGCAAUCUUAUGCACAUCCACCACCCCAAAGCGCAAAGUCCCGAUGUCUUCGGCUGAGCUUUCGGAAGUGACAUAUGCCUGCACCGACCCGUCCUUCCACGUGCCUCCAACCGGCAACGAUACGAAAUGGGUUGCUGGCACUCCGCUGAAAUGAUCGUAGGCGGCGUCCAAGAGGUACGCGGCGACUUCGCGCGCGGCGCCGUCGCCUACGAGGAAGCCUUUCUUCACAGGAUGCGCCGUUUCUCCAAUGACGGCGCCAGGGCAACGAUACCCGCGAGGGUUCUGCGGGGCCAUGUACUCUUCGUCCAUGGGUUUGAAGACAGCGAGAGGUGCGCGGCUUGUGGAGGGAUAUACGAUGUAAACGCCGCCGCAACCGUCUGCAGUCAACUCGAGGGAUGCAUUCUGCUGCACCACGGCGGUGGUGACAAGCGCGCGGAGUGCUGUCGCGGGGUUGACAGGUACCACCGUGGACUCGCAAGGGGUGAGAGGGGUGGAAGUCGCGACGAGGUCGACAGGUGAAGGCGAACAAGUCGUUCCCUUCAACCAGACGGCAAAGUUGGGUUGCUUCAGAAGCAGUUUGGGCAAGAGUUGGAGGGCGAGGGAGGUCUUCUUCGCUUGGAAAGCAGCGACCAAGGCGGCGCUGCGGCGCUUCCCUCCCUUGUACGAGAUGAGCCAUGCGGUCGUGGCGGAGGAAGUGGAUGUAGUCGACUUGUUCAAGGCGGAGACGUAGGCAGCACACAUCGACAUUGUUCCGCGUCGAGCGCUGUGCUUGCACUUCGUCAAUGCAAAAGUGAACCCAUCCGUUGUUCUCCUAGCAGUUGGCCGAAACACUGAACUUCAAG
Messenger RNA from Aphanomyces astaci, 2214 nucleotides. RefSeq lists its product as hypothetical. NCBI's taxonomy places the organism in Eukaryota, Oomycota, Saprolegniomycetes, Saprolegniales, Verrucalvaceae. The transcript is spliced from 4 exons. The record is from RefSeq and is a predicted model, not a curated record. Bases 34 to 705 code for a protein of 223 amino acids.